AUGUUACGUGUCAUUCAACGUUUGCAAGAAGAAAGCGAUGUCCAAAGUAUCAUCAUCCUCGACCGCUUUUUACAGAUACGUCGCUUAGAAUCCAAAUUAGUUGAAAUCCAAGUCUUACUUAUUGCUAUGAUGCGUAACAACUCCACCUACACAUUGAAUCGACCGGGCACACCCAACGGUUCUUCACCCACACCAUCAGAACCUACCAAUCCUCUGGUCGAGCAUCGUCAAUUAGAUGCAAACUUGCAUGAAUUAUCCUUAAUCAGCCAACGCAGUGUUUUAUUCAACAGCUUCAUCAAUGAAAGGGCCAGUGAUGAAAUGGAUAUUUUGGAAUCCGCCGAUGAAAAUGAAAGAGAAAUGGUCAUGAAGGGAAAGGAUAGCAAGUACUAUGGUAAUAAUGGUCUCCUGUUAUCUUCGGGUUUAACCAAACGCGUAAGAGAGUUGAUGAACUCUUAUUUGGUCAUUGAUGAAUAUCUCUUGAAAAAGAGUAUCGAUAAGGCCAUGAAAUUGGAUGAUUAUGAUCCUUCGACUGCACAAACCUCCACAUGCGUGGAUGAUGUGUUCUUCAUUUUGAAAACAGUGAUCAAGCGAUGUAUUUCUACUUAUGAACCAGACGUGGUGGCGGCUACAGUCAAAACUACAUUAAAGACUUUGGAGAUUGCUUAUUUAAAUCAAUUUCAACAAAAAAUGUCGACUGUUUUCACUUCGUAUGAUACGACAGGGAGAAAUGCCGAAAGAGCAAUUGAGCAGGCUAAAAUCAGUUAUAUGGUUAUACUGAAUAACUUGGAUGUUAGUGCGGAUUAUACACAUCGAUUGGCCAAGGAAGUGCAACCUAAUAUUACAAAUGGCAUAUGGUUGGAUGAAGAAAACGAUGUCAAAAAGACAAGGGGGUCAAUUCAAGAUUUCGAGAGCUUUGCAGAUAAAUUCAAGCAAUUAUUACAGAAUGGUUUGGAGCAAUUAUUAAAUCAGAUUUUAAAACCUCGUAUCCGACCUUUAUUCCAAGACGCCUAUCGUGAAGUGAAAUACGUGCUUGAAGAAGAAGAAUAUAACGAAGCGGAUAUUGAAGAACGAUUUGUAAAGAGAUUCAGACGUGGAUUUGAACACUUGAUCCAAAUCUAUCAACGUACCUUGACAGACAACAACUUUAGUACAUUAAUGGGUCUCGUGUUAGAAGCUUUAACUGCUCAAUGGGAGAGAAUUGUGUUUCAAACAAGGUUUAAUCAAUAUGGUGCUCUUCGUUUCGAUAAGGAUCUUCGUUCCGUCAUUCAUUACUUGUCUACCUUGACUGAGUGGUUAUCCAGAGACCGGUUUACACGAUUAAAUCAAAUGUCAACGCUACUAAAUUUUGAAGAGCCUUCUGAAAUAUACGACUUUUGGGGUCAGAAAGCAGGUCCUGUCAGUUGGCGUUUGACUGUGGCCGAAGUGAAAAAGAUUUUGGCUUUAAGACUUGAUUUUGAUGCGGAGGAAGUGGCCAACUUGUUGCCAAAAAGCUCUUAA
Molecule: messenger RNA, 1497 nt
Organism: Mucor mucedo
Lineage: Eukaryota; Fungi; Mucoromycota; Mucoromycetes; Mucorales; Mucoraceae
Product: COG4 transport protein-domain-containing protein
Exons: 3
Coding region: 1-1497 (498 amino acids)
Source: RefSeq, a predicted model, not a curated record